AUGGUCGCCACCGACGCUGUAAGCGACAGGGUGAAGAACACGAAAGAAACGCGAGCAGAGCAAACUAUUGAGGACAGGUGGCGUGACCAGUCCAGAAGAGCAUUGGAGGAUUCAAAAAUGUACCCUCCUGCUCACGCAUAUACAGGCAGGACAGUUGAGGUUACGAAAGAUCUCGGGAUGGCUUACAAGCAACUGGAUUCAAUCUUGUCGCGCAACCAGGUUCGGCAGACGCUCCGACUGACAGAGAGGCACGAGAAGAAGGGUGUAAAGCGUCGGAGGUUACGAAGCGAGCGAUGGAGAAAGCAGUUUGCAAAUGAGGUGCGAAAGAAGGUUCAAUUAGUUAUGAAAAUUCGAGACCGCGGAGCCUGA
Cyclocybe aegerita is the source of this 369-nucleotide messenger RNA. The record is from the annotation of a GenBank genome assembly. NCBI's taxonomy places the organism in Eukaryota, Fungi, Basidiomycota, Agaricomycetes, Agaricales, Hemipholiotaceae.